Penicillium soppii is the source of this 597-nucleotide messenger RNA. RefSeq names its product med21 domain-containing protein. Gene Ontology annotation, molecular function: transcription coregulator activity. The coding region runs from base 1 to 597 and encodes 198 amino acids. The record is from RefSeq and is a predicted model, not a curated record. The transcript is spliced from 2 exons. Gene Ontology annotation, cellular component: mediator complex. Gene Ontology annotation, biological process: regulation of transcription by RNA polymerase II. NCBI's taxonomy places the organism in Eukaryota, Fungi, Ascomycota, Eurotiomycetes, Eurotiales, Aspergillaceae.
AUGGCCGACAUCCUUACGCAGCUCCAGACCUGCCUGGAUCAGCUCGCAACCCAAUUCUACGCAACACUGGGCUACCUCACAACAUACCACGACAAUGCCCCGACAACCCCACCAGCCCACAUCCCAGACGCAGCACCGGCCUUAGCAAAAAUAACCAAGAAUUCCUCCUCACCACCCGUCCCAGCAGCCAUCGCAAACAGAGCAGGAGGCGCUGCUGCAGUCGCGGGAAACGCAACACCACCACUCGCCCCUCCCCAGCAACCCGGAGCUGUACCAACAGCACCGGGAAAUGAAGAUCCCAGUCUUCCGCCUGCGCCAGACUCCCCUCGUACCUUUGCGAGCCGGCAGCGGGAGCUUGCGCGCGAUCUCAUUAUCAAGGAACAGCAGAUCGAAUAUCUUAUCUCCGUGCUUCCUGGGAUUGGCGCUUCUGAGGCUCAGCAAGAGAGCAGAAUCCGGGAGUUGGAGACUGAGCUUCGAGGUGUGGAGAUUGAGCGUGCGGAGAAGGUGCGCGAGUUGAAGAAGUUGAGGCAGAGACUAGAGAGUGUUCUUGGUGCAGUUUCUGUGGGGAUUUAUGGGGAUGGAUAUGCUCAAAAAUAA